This is a messenger RNA of Exophiala xenobiotica, 1311 nucleotides long. RefSeq lists its product as uncharacterized. The transcript is spliced from 4 exons. NCBI's taxonomy places the organism in Eukaryota, Fungi, Ascomycota, Eurotiomycetes, Chaetothyriales, Herpotrichiellaceae. Gene Ontology annotation, biological process: secondary metabolite biosynthetic process. The record is from RefSeq and is a predicted model, not a curated record. Gene Ontology annotation, molecular function: FAD binding. Bases 1 to 1311 code for a protein of 436 amino acids.
AUGGAGAGAACCAAAAAUUUCGAUAUCGCCAUCAUUGGCGGAGGCAUAGCUGGUCUAACACUUACCAUUGCCCUUCACCACCACGGGAUCCCAGUCACAGUAUACGAACAAGCACCACAGUUCGGCGAGAUUGGCGCCGGAGUAGCCUUUGGGCCUAACGCUGUACAGGCUAUGAGGUUAUGUCACCAAGGUAUCUAUGAAGCAUACGAGAAAGUUUGCACAAGAAAUCUCUGGCCUGAGAAGCGAAACGUCUGGUUCGACUACCUUGACGGCUAUACAGGUCCAAGACUAGGCCAGCAAAAACAGGAUAUCGCUUUUACGAUUCAGAACAGUCUAGGGCAGAGUGGCGUCCAUCGCGCUCGAUACCUAGAUGAACUCGUUAAGCUUGUACCCCAAGACAUCGCACGAUUCGACAAAAAGCUUGCUAACGUUCAAGAGAAUAUUAAUAAUGGUAGGUUGGUUAUGCAGUUUGAGGACGGCUCGAGCGCCGAAGCUGAUGCUAUUAUCGGAUGUGAUGGGAUCAAGUCUCGUGUUAGGCAAGUGAUUCUCGGCAAGGACCACCCGAGUGCACAACCGAGCUAUACGCAUAAAUAUGCGUAUAGGGGCCUUGUGCCUAUGGAAAAGGCGAUUGAGGCAAUAGGGGAAGAAUUGGCCGUGAACGCCUGUAUGCACAUGGGUCCAAACGGUCAUAUUUUGACAUUUCCAGUCGACUAUGGCCGUACCCUAAAUAUUGUUGCUUUCAGAACAACUUCGGACGACUGGCCAGAUUUCCAGCGACUCGUGAAGCCAGCUCGACGAGAAGAUGCAAUGAAAGACUAUCAUGGAUACGGCUCCAGUGUAAUGAAGCUCCUAAGUCUAAUGAACCCGAACUUAGACGUGUGGGCAAUAUUGGAUCUGGGGGAACACCCUGUCCCUACCUUUAACCGGAGCCGUAUUUGUAUUUCUGGGGACGCCGCUCACGCUACAUCCCCUCAUCACGGUGCUGGCGCAGGCUUCUGUAUCGAGGACUCCGCUAUACUUACGGCACUCCUAAUCGACGGGCGUGUUCAAUCUCGAUCCGAUCUCGAAGCCGUUUUCGAAACAUUUAGUAGCCAGCGGAUGGAAAGAGCGCAGUGGCUAAUUCAGAGCAGUCGAUGGAUUGGUGACUGCUAUGAGUGGCGAGCAAAGGGUAUUUGGGAGGACUUCGGCAAAAUCGAGAAGGAGAUUAACGAACGAAAUAGUGUCAUCACGGAUGCAAAUGUUGAAGAGAUGUGUAAGAAAGCGAGAGAGGAAUUGGUCAUCAGACUCCGUCGGCGGCAAGAGAGUUUGUAG